Molecule: messenger RNA, 4008 nt
Organism: Poecilia reticulata (guppy)
Lineage: Eukaryota; Metazoa; Chordata; Actinopteri; Cyprinodontiformes; Poeciliidae
Gene: rnf144aa
Product: ring finger protein 144aa
Biological process (GO): protein ubiquitination
Molecular function (GO): ubiquitin-protein transferase activity; zinc ion binding
Source: RefSeq, a predicted model, not a curated record
UUCCUUGUAGACAAAUGGCGGCUCUUCAGCGAGCAGCAGCUGAUUCCCCACCGAGAACGGCAGCAGGAGCGGAGGGGAGGUAAACACGCCGCCCCCGGAUUUCCUGGCAGUAGGAUAGUCCGUUGUUUUCUGCGGGAUCUGCGUCGCAUCCUGACGGCUGGACGUCGCUUUCUUCCUCCCCGGAAAUCGAGAGUUUGGAGCCUCCUUGGUGUGAAAACAACCCCCUUCCCCGCCGGAGAGGAGAGGGUCAGCUGCAGCCCGGACUCCCCUCCCCGCUGCUCCUGCUUGUUUUCGGAGGUUGUUGCUCCUCGUCAGGGCCCGGACUCGGAUACGUGAAGAUGGGCAUCACCCCUCCGCGGCUGCCCUCCCCCUCCGCCUGACUGACUGACUGACGGCUCGGCGGCGUUAAUCCAAUUCAGGAGAUCAUCUUUUCAACCCUCCUGAGGUCAAACUAUUGAGAGCAGCCGUGUGGAGGUGAAGAUGACCACAGCACGGUACCGGCCCACCUGGGAGUUGGCCGUUGACCCCCUGGUUUCCUGUAAACUGUGCCUUGGAGAGUUUCCWCUGGAGCAGAUGACCACCAUCACRCAGUGCCAAUGUGUCUUCUGCACACUGUGCCUGAAGCAGUAUGUGGAGCUCCUGAUUAAAGAAGGCCUUGAAACUGCAAUUAGCUGUCCUGACUCUGCCUGCCCUAAAAGAGGACAUUUGCAGGAAAAUGAGAUCGAGUGCAUGGUGGCGACGGAGAUGAUGCAGAGGUACAAGAAGCUUCAGUUCGAGCGCGAGGUUCUGUUGGACCCGUGCAGGACGUGGUGCCCGUCCUCCAGCUGCCAGGCCGUGUGCCAGCUGAAGGAAACCGACUCCCYGGCUCUGCCCCAGCUGGUCCAGUGCGCCGUCUGCGCCCUGGAGUUCUGCUCCGCCUGCAAGGCCGCCUGGCACCCGGGGCAGGCCUGCCAGGAGAGCAGCCCGCCCAUCGCCUCCUUCCUCCCCGGGGAGAACAGCUCUUUCUAUAAGAACGAAGAGGACGACGCCCCCAUCAAGCGCUGCCCCAAAUGUAAAGUCUACAUCGAGAGGGACGAGGGCUGCGCCCAGAUGAUGUGCAAGAACUGCAAACACGCCUUCUGCUGGUACUGCCUGGAGUCCUUGGAUGAUGACUUCCUGCUGAUCCACUAUGACAAAGGCCCGUGUCGGAACAAACUGGGUCACUCCAGGGCGUCGGUGAUCUGGCACAGAACACAGGUUGUGGGGAUCUUCGCCGGGUUCGGCCUGCUCCUGCUGGUCGCCUCGCCCUUCCUCCUGCUGGCCACGCCCAUCGUCCUCUGCUGCAAGUGCAAAUGCAGCAAAGGCGACGACGACCCGCUGCCGACCUAAGCGCCCCGCGGCGCCGCGKCGCAUCUUCUUCCCGUCGAGUUUCACCACUUUUCCAUUCUGUUUUCCUCCCACCAGCUUUGAGAGAGCUUCAUUUUUCCGAGCUGGCCUGAAGCAGCCGCCGCUCUGCAUGAGGAGGACGGAAAAGACGCCGGUCCUCCGCUGAGACGUUGGGAAAACUUUGGACGGUUUGGGAAUGCGAAGAACGUCUGCUCUUCUUCUUCUUUUGUUUGUUUGUUUUUGGUGGUGUAAUUAUUUUGGGCGGAUGCGAACAUUUCCUGGACUGCUGAACGGACGUCUUCGCCGCCCGUUGAAGGACUUUUACCUUUUUUGCUCUGUAAACACUAAAGCUUUCCCUCACUGCAGAGGUGUCCAAACGGUCGGCAGGGGGGCCAGAAACGGCACGCUGGAAAUACUUUAGUAUUUUUGUAUUUCGUUAUUAUUGCAAAAAAUAUUGUUAUGAUAGCAGUCAGAUUUUUAAAUUACUGUAUAUUAAAAACAUAAAACGGUUUUGCAGGUUUGAAAGAUAAAAAAAAAAUAAACAUUGUAAAUUUUUCAAGUUGAUAUUUUUCUACAUUUUUCGUCGUUUUCAAGGUAAAACAAAUUUCCCAGAUUUUAUCACGAUAAACAAUAAUUAUAAUGUUAAUGAUGAAUUGUUUACCUAUCAAAGGGAGCAAUUUAUAUUCUAAAAUAAAAGAAACUUCAGUUAAAAGGAUUAUAUUUAUUCAAAUUCUGAAAUAUUUUAUUAAAUAUUAUUGAUUUUGCUGGACGAUAAAUUGUCCCAGAAAUUAUCGCGAUAAAUGAUAAUAUUGUUGCUUUGAGUCCAUUUUCAAGUAUCAAAAACAAGGCGGCACUUUCUCUAAUAUGAAUAAACUUUAAAUUUUAAUUAAUCUGGAAUAUUUUAAAAAUCCAAAAUAAAUAAGAAAAAUAAAUACAAACAACAAAUAAAAUUGUCCUUUAAAAAAAUGGCAAGUGAGACUAAAUACUUUUUCACAGUUUUUAGUGAAAAAAAAUAAAAAAAAGAUAAAUAAUGCAAAUGGAAAUGAUUGAGUUUGUUGCUAUGAAUUGAUUUAUUGCGAGAGGCCCAGGCUUUUUAUGGCUCUUGCUUCAUUUUGAAGAGUUUAUUAAACAGUAAUAAAGACGUUUUUAACCCCAGUUACUGGUAAAUAAAUUAAAAGCAAAAAUCUUUUAAAACAUUUUAAGAUUUCACCCUAAAAUAGUUUUUAAAUCCGUAUCCGAACUACAAAACCAAAUUCAGGUUACUGUUGAAAGGGCCACUGAAAAUCAUUCCAAGGGCUGUGAAUGGCCCCCGGGCCGCACUUUGGACACCCCUGCCUUACCGCCUCACUCGAUGUAGCUCCACAGAUUCAGCCGGUAGCAGAGGAGAGCUGCGCCACGCAUGUCAGCUCUCUGUACAGCACGUCCUCUCGAUGAUGUCAAUGUUUUAUAAUCUUGCGCUUUUACUAGAACCGUGCUGAGAGUCGUGUGUCUUGUAUAUUACAGUCUUUUUCCAGCUGUUAGCCAGACGUAUUAAAGAGGAUUGCCACUCAAAUCUAAUAAAUAUAUAUAUWUUUUUUUUCUUGUGGUUAAAAUAAAAUUUGCCCCCCAUCUGUCUUGCAGGGGCGUGUCUAGAUUUUUUUUCUUGGGGGGCCAGGCAGGAACACAAACUGUAAAAUUGAAAUUUCAUGGACAUAGGGGCAAAACUUGAAUAUUCAAACUAUUUUACCCAACCAAAACGCAUAGAUCUGCUUAGCAUAGAUUUGUUUGCUACAGUGGCUAACCACACGAUUAGCCUGUUUUAGCUUAGCGUAGCUUAUAAAACUCUGUUUUUAGCGCCGUUAAGCUGACUGUUCAACUUAAAGUCAAAAUUACUGACUACAAACUGCAAAUAACUGUUUAAUUUCCCUCUUUGCUCCCUUAUGUAUAUAUUUUUUGUGUAGUUGGCUGAAGCUGAUUUUCCAUAUUAUUGUUAAACAUCAUAUACAUCAAGCUAAUAAUGGGACUAGAGAAGAAAAAUUAGCCACUUAGCUAUAAUUUCUUGUUAAUUAAUGGGAAUGACACAUUUUUGCAAAAUAAAAUACAAAUUUUUUUUAAUGCAGCAGGUGGAUUUGGUUCAAUCACUGUUCUGUGUUAUUUCAGCAAAUGCCUUUUUUAUGCUACAGCUAACAAAACACUUAAAAUGAGUUGAUGGUUACUUCAAUAAUAAUUAAUCAUGAAUAAUUUGGUUAAUAUGCUUCACCCCUUCUACUGACAUGUAGUCUAUGUAGAAUAUGAGGGUAUGCGGUCCCCCCCCAGCCACCCCGUGGCUCCGCCCCUGCUCUCUGAUCACCUGAAACUGAGUGGCGCUCCCCUUUAAGUUUAGCAGCAACUUAUCGGCUCAGAGGACUUUGUAUCCACGUUGUUGUGGAAAGAUUUGACAGUUUAGCCAAAUAGAAAGUGAAAGCCUUAAAAGGCCUAAACCAGGCAGGCCUCCCGGUGCAUUGAAGGUAAAAAUCCUCUGAUGCUAAUCAGCCCAGGGAGCAUGUGUUGCUAAGGCUUCGUUGACAAGCCCUUUACUGUAAGUUGAUUCUAUGAUGUCAUCAGUGUGUUGUCAUUGUGUAAAAAAAGGAAAAAGGUUCCUAAAUAAAACGUUUUCUGACCCCA